This is a messenger RNA of Hevea brasiliensis (rubber tree), 1451 nucleotides long. Its product is annotated as aspartic proteinase CDR1. Lineage: Eukaryota; Viridiplantae; Streptophyta; Magnoliopsida; Malpighiales; Euphorbiaceae. Gene Ontology annotation, cellular component: extracellular region. The coding region runs from base 49 to 1335 and encodes 428 amino acids. The record is from RefSeq and is a predicted model, not a curated record. The transcript has a single exon.
UCUUCAUUGCUACUCCUGAUUUUCCCUGCCCUCACGGCUACAAAAUCCAUGGCAGAAUCCACUGCGCAAUCUAAACGAUUGGUUGCCAAAUUGAUUCACAGGGAUUCUGUUGUCUCUCCAUAUUACAACUCCAACGACACAGUUGUGGAGCAACUAGAACGAUCUAUGAAAGCCUCAGCUGCCCGGCUUGCCUUCUUGUAUGCACAGACUGAAAGAUACAUUAUUGACAUGAAUGAUCACUUUCAGCUCAGCCUUCUUCCCAGUGCCUCUGAACCCUUGUUCUUGGUAAGUUUUUCCAUGGGACACCCACCUAUUCCACAACUAACAAUAAUGGACACAGGAAGUAGCCUCUUAUGGGUGCAAUGUGCCCCUUGUAAGCGUUGUUCCCAGCAAAAUGGUCCAUUGCUAGACCCCUCAAAAUCAUCCACAUAUGCUAGCUUAUCAUGUAACAACCCCUUGUGCCGCCAUGCCCCUGGUGGCGACUGCAACUGGUUGAAUCAAUGUGUGUAUAAACAAACUUAUGUAGAUGGUCUACCAUCAGUUGGAGUUCUUGCUACCGAACAACUUGUCUUUCAGAAUUCAGAUGGAGGCACAAACGCUGUGCCUGAUGUAGUAUUUGGGUGCAGUCAUGAGAAUGGGAAUUACAAAGACAGGCGUUUCACUGGUGUCUUUGGAUUGGGAAAUGAAAUCACAUCUUUUGUAACUCAAAUGGGUUCUAAAUAUUCUUAUUGCAUUGGCAAUAUUACUGAUCCUAACUAUAGAUAUAACCAUUUGGUUUUAGGCGAUGGAGCGAAUAUUGAAGGCUAUUCAACACCUAUUGAAGUAAUAGGCGGCCAUUACUACAUUACUCUGGAAGGCAUUAGUGUUGGAGAGAAAAGACUAGUCAUAGAUUAUUCUAAUGCAUUUAGUUGGGAAGAGAAGAGGAAACGAGUAAUAAUUGAUUCUGGAACUGCAAUAACUUGGCUAGCAGAAAAUGUGUACAGAGCACUUGACAAUGAAGUUCGCAGUCUACUGGAUGCGGUCCUGAAACCAUUCAGGAGGGAGUCAUUUCUCUGUUACAAGGGAAGUGUGAGCCAAGACCUUUUUGGGUUUCCAAUGGUGACAUUUCACUUUUCAGGGGAAGCAGAUUUGGUGUUGGACAGCGAAAGCUUGUUCUAUCAGGCCACUGCAGAUGUAUUUUGCAUGGCGGUGAGGCAAGCUAGUGCCUAUGGCAAUAAUUUCAAAGAUUUCUCUGUGAUAGGGUUAAUGGCUCAGCAGUACUACAAUAUGGCUUAUGAUCUUAGCCAGUAUAAGUUGUUCUUCCAGAGGAUUGAUUGUGAGCUCCUUGUUGACUGAAUUGGGAAAAUUUGUAACACAGUAACCAUACUAUUUCCUGUAAAAAAUUCUAUGCAUUCAUAUAUUUGUCAAAAUUGAUUAUAGUACUAUAAGUAAAAAUUGGCAAGGAACCAGUG